GAGCUUUCAGGAGGCACUGGCUAUCUACCCUCCAUGUGGAAGGAGGAAAAUCAUCUUAUCAGAUGAAGGGAAGAUGUAUGGUCGAAAUGAAUUAAUAGCAAGAUACAUCAAACUGCGAACAGGAAAGACGAGGACAAGGAAACAGGUGUCUAGUCACAUACAGGUCUUAGCAAGAAAGAAAGUUCGAGAAAUCCAAGCCGCCAUCAAGGUGUCUAGUCACAUUCAGGUUCUUGCCAGAAGGAAAUCUCGUGAGUUUCAUUCCAAGCUAAAGGAUCAAACCGUGAAGGACAAAGCACUACAAAGCAUGGCAGCAAUGUCCUCCGCACAGAUCGUAUCAGCCACUGCCAUCCACAAUAAACUGGGCUUGCCUGGCAUUCCUCGCCCUGCUUUUCCAGGAACACCUGGGUUUUGGCCAGGUAUGAUAUCUACAGGUCAACCAGGAUCCUCGCAUGAUAUAAAGCCAUUUGUUCAGCAAGCCUAUCCAAUCCAAACAGUAGGAACAACACCUGUUCCAGGGUGCGAUUCUGCAGUAACACCAGCUCCCUCCGUACCUGCCUGGCAAGGCCGCUCGAUUGGAACAACCAAACUGAGACAGGUGGAGUUCUCUGCCUUCCUCGAGCAGCAGAGAGACCCUGAUUCGUAUAACAAGCACCUCUUUGUACACAUCGGGCAAACCAACCAUUCCUACAACGAUGCCCUGCUUGAAUCAGUAGACAUUCGUCAGAUUUAUGAUAAAUUCCCGGAAAAGAAAGGAGGCCUGAAGGAGCUGUUUGGCAAGGGACCGCAUAAUGCCUUCUUCCUCGUAAAAUUCUGGGCUGACUUGAACUGCAAUAUACAAGAUGAUGCAGGAGCAUUCUAUGGUGUCACAAGCCAGUAUGAGAGCUCUGAAAACAUGACAAUUACCUGCUCGACAAAGGUGUGCUCGUUUGGCAAGCAAGUUGUGGAAAAAGUAGAGACUGAAUAUGCAAGGUUUGAGAAUGGACGCUUUGUAUAUAGGAUAAGUCGCUCGCCCAUGUGCGAAUAUAUGAUCAAUUUUAUUCACAAGCUUAAACACUUGCCAGAGAAAUACAUGAUGAACAGUGUGUUGGAGAAUUUCACCAUUUUACUGGUGGUAACAAACAGGGAUACACAGGAGACUCUUCUUUGUCUGGCGUGUGUGUUUGAAGUGUCGAACAGCGAACAUGGAGCUCAGCAUCACAUUUAUAGGCUUGUGAAGGAAUGAAAGAGGAACAUUUUACUGAAAACCUUAAACAGAGACUGAAAACCUCAAUACAAGUGGCAGUGCCUCAAAUCAGAAUCACACCCACGUUUUUGUUUUAGUCGGAUUUGGAUGGAGUCUUUUUUUUUCUUUUUUUUAUGUAUAUGUGUACAAUUACAGCUGUGAAUUGCGGUACAGUUGUAAAAACUUUUGAUGCUGAAUUAGUUAUUCAUUUUAACAGAUGACUAAUCAAUGCCUGUUCUUAGGAAUGGGUAUGUGUGUGUGUGUGUGUGUGUGUGUGUGUGUGUG
Messenger RNA from Polyodon spathula (Mississippi paddlefish), 1507 nucleotides. Its product is annotated as transcriptional enhancer factor TEF-1-like. The record is from RefSeq and is a predicted model, not a curated record. The transcript has 12 exons. NCBI's taxonomy places the organism in Eukaryota, Metazoa, Chordata, Actinopteri, Acipenseriformes, Polyodontidae. Gene Ontology annotation, biological process: embryonic organ development; hippo signaling; regulation of transcription by RNA polymerase II. The coding region runs from base 74 to 1222 and encodes 382 amino acids. Gene Ontology annotation, molecular function: RNA polymerase II cis-regulatory region sequence-specific DNA binding; DNA-binding transcription factor activity, RNA polymerase II-specific. Gene Ontology annotation, cellular component: transcription regulator complex.